Messenger RNA from Diaporthe amygdali, 951 nucleotides. RefSeq lists its product as uncharacterized. The transcript has 2 exons. The coding region runs from base 1 to 951 and encodes 316 amino acids. Gene Ontology annotation, molecular function: protein binding. The record is from RefSeq and is a predicted model, not a curated record. Lineage: Eukaryota; Fungi; Ascomycota; Sordariomycetes; Diaporthales; Diaporthaceae.
AUGGUGGCAUCCGCAGCCGAAGACAGGAAGGCGUGGUCGACUGAAGACCCAUACGAGCGUCUUCAAAGUGGGACCUUCUGCGCGCUCUGCUUCACGUGGUCGAAUGAUUGCUACUGGCGUUGCGACGUCUGCAAUGAAGGAGAUUGGGGUUUUUGCAACGACUGCGUAAACCAAGGGCGCUCGUGCACGCAUGCCCUUCUCCCGCUGGCUCAUCGGUUUGCCCUCCACUCUCCUGGGUCGCCGCCACCAAGUCCUCGCUCGCCGUCGCGCCCGACAUCCGCGACCAUGAUGGUGGGCUUGAACGCUACCAGCAUCGGUCCGUUCAAAGUCAUGACUUUUAUUACCACGUGCGAUGUCUGCAGAAUGCCGAUCGCACCCACGCAGAGCCGCUUCCACUGCUUCGCGUGUGUCAGCUCGAUAGUGCCGGAUUCUAGGCCUGGGGACUAUGACAUAUGCGAGCAAUGCUACCACUCUCUGGCCUCGAAUGGUACUAUCAGCCCAGAGAAUGGUCCGUCUGGCUGGAGGCGGUGUCUUCAAGGCCAUCGGAUGGUAGUGGUGGGUUUCCAGGACGGCAACGGGGGCCAGAAGCGCUUCACCGUGCAUGAUCUGGUUGGCGGCCGGCGGCUGCAGGUCGAGGCAGUUCCGGAGGAGACAGGCCUGCAGCGAUGGGUUUGGUAUGAAGGCGACCACAAGCGAGAGAGGCUCGUCGCCAAGGACGUGGCCCAAAGUAUAGAUGCGAGCGACACUUCUUUCCCACCUGAUGGUGGGUUUGGCCUGAAAGCCUGCGCGCGGUGGGCCUGGUACCCCAGCCCCGAGAAUAAUGAUGAGCUCCUCUUUCCAAAGGGGGCGGAUAUCACAGAAAUUGAGGAUGCGAACGGGGAGUGGUAUCACGGAGCAUACAUGGGUUCCAAGGGCCUAUUUCCGGCGCCGUAUGUGCGAUUAUUGGAGUAA